AUGGUUGUGGCUACAAACGUCAAUAGCGGAAAUGAAUCAUCCACAUAUUCACCAAUUGAAACUCGAACAAUAAUUCAAAAUGUAGAAGACAAGAUUCGAGUAAAAUCAAUUUCGUUAGGAUUAAGAAUUACCGAGUUUUUUCAUGAUUUUGAUCGUCUGCGUUCUGGAUAUGUUACAAGAUCUCAAUUUAAACGAUGUUUGGACACAAAUUUACGAUUGAGAUUAUCAUCAACGGAAGAAGAAUUAUUAUUCUCAAAAUAUGAUUUAAAAGGUGAUGGAACCAUUUGUUACAGAGAAUUUUGUGAUAUUAUCAAUCGAAAAUAUCCUGAAACAACAUUAACACCACAUCCAGAUGAUUUAAUUAACAAUGCUCCACCAUAUUUAAAUUCUAGAGUAUCUACACGACACAUAUCAGAACAAGAAGAAUUUGAACAAUUACAAUUAUUAUUAAAACGAAUUGCAAUUUAUUAUAAACAACGUGGUAUCGAUGUUUUGACAAUAAUGGAACAAUAUGAUAAACAUAAAAUGGGAUGUAUUACAGAUUCACAAGUACGUAGAAAAUUUUUAUUAAUAAUUUAUCUAUUUCUUUUUAUUGAUAUGUUCCAGUUUUAUCGAGCAUUUCCGGGUCCAAAUUUAACAGAAAGAGAAAUGACCGUAUUAAGAGACAAGUAUUCUGAUCCAGAAAAGGCUGGUUUAAUAAAUUAUUUGAAUUUUGUUAAUGAUUUGAACGUUACCACAAAAACAAUAGAGAAUAGUGAACGUUUCAAUCAAAUGGUUGAUGGUCAAGGAGCAGAUGGAUCUUAUUUUGUGGGAAUGGAAAAUAAAAGUGAUCAACGAUCAAUACAAGAAAUAUUAGACAAAAUUCGUAUUGUUGUCUUUCGAAAUGGCAUACGUAUAGGUGAUUUUUUUAAAGAUUAUGAUAAAUUACGUAGUGGUAUUAUUCAAGAAACACAAUUUGAAAGUGCAUUAUCAUUAUCCGUUCAAAAACAAGCUUAUUUAAAUAUGAAUGAUAUAAAAAAAUUAUCAGAAUAUUAUCGAAGACCUGAUGGUCGAAUUUAUUACAAAGAAUUUGUUGAUUCAAUGGAAAAUGCGUUUAAUAUUCCGGAAUUGGAGAAAAAACCACUUACACAGGUGUUUCGACCGGGACAUGGUGCUUUAUCACGAGACGAUCGUGUACGUUCUAUAUUAGAAAAUAUAACAGAAAAAGUUCAAAAACGAAGACUUAUUUUAUUUCCAUUUUUCAAACCAUAUGAUAGAAGUAAAGCAUUUACACGUGCAUGCUCAAAACAUCAAUUUGGACGAGUGCUUCGUACAUUAGAUCUUUUACCAUCACCUCAUGAUUUUAAUAUUCUGUGCAAAAAAUUUGAAGAUCGUGAAACAGGCGAUAUUAAUUAUGCUCUAUUUUGUCAAAUGGCUGAAUCAGAUUUUGUUGCUAUCAAAGUUGAUCGAGAAGAAGAAUUUCAAUUUGAAAAAGCAAAUAUUAGUCAAAAAAAAGCUGAAAUAUUGAAAAUUGAUACAUCAAUGGUUAAUAUGAAAGAUUUAAUGGGACGAAUUCGACAUCAUGUUCUUAUCAAUCGAAUACGUGUACGUAUUGAACACAGUAAUAUUGUGAAAGAAUUUUUUGAAGAUUUUGAUCCACUUCGUCUUGGUACUAUUAGUGAACCGCGAUUUAUACGAGUACUAACAAGUCUAGGUUUGACGGGACUUGACGGUGUACCGUUAACUGUACCACAAAUGCAAGCAUUAUGUGAUCAUUAUCGUCAUCCGGAACAACGCGAUCUUGUACUUUGGAAACAGUUUGAACAAGAUAUUGAAUCUGUAUUUACUUUAACGGGUCUUGAAAAAGUGCCUGAUUUACAAGUACCAGAGACUUCUAUUUACGAAAUGCCAGCACCUGGAACAACUGAUUUAUUUAAUAUUGAUCCAUUCAAUAGGGAAGAAUUGAAGCAGGCAAUGGAAAGUUGGAGAAUGAAAGUAUUACAGAAACGAAUAGAUAUCUAUCAACCAUUUAGACAAUUUGACAAACAUAAUCGUGGACAUGUGACACGAGCACAAUUUCGUCAAUCAUUAGCUAUACUUGGUUUACCAUAUACUGAAAAAGAUUUAGAGGCUGUUGAAUCAGCUUUUAUAGACGAUGAUGGUUUCAAUUAUCGACGAUUUUUAGAAACAAUUUCACCGAUUAAAGUAGAACAAUUAAAAUAUUCAAUAUUACAACAAGAGUUAAAAGAUUUGGGUAAACAAAGAGUUCUGCCGGAAAAUAAACCUCUAACGAGUAUUCAAGAUGUAUUACAAAAAAUUAAAAUACAAGUUUAUCGUCGACGUAUUCGUUUGUAUGAAUGGUUAAAAGAUCAUGAUAAACUCAAUUGUGGAAGAUUGCCUUGUGAUACGUUUCGACGGGCAAUUAAUCCAUGUAAUCUUGAAUUACUUGAAAGUGAAUUAUCAUUGUUGGAAGAUUAUUAUCGCUCAAGAGUGGACAGUGGUGUAAUUGAAUAUAAAAAAUUUUGUGAUGAAAUUGAAUCGAUAUUCACCACAGAUUUUCUUGAAAAAAAUCCACUUGUUCAUAAUGAUCCAUAUCAGGUACAAAAAGAAGCAAGUGAAAUUCGAAUGGAUCCAGAUAAAGAAGAUCGUGUAAAACAAUUAUUGGAAAAAUUAGCAUAUAGAGUACAUUCACGGCGAUUACAAUUAUUUCCAUUGUUCGAAGACUUUGAUAGAAUUCACAAUGGUUAUGUAAGUCAAAAUCAAUUUUUACGUGUUUUAAAUGACCUGGGUUUAUUACCAAUGACAAAUGGAUUUGAAAAAGAAAAUUUAUUAGAAAAAUAUCGAGUAAAAAUUGGUGGUCGAGACGACAUUGAUUAUAUCUCGUUUUGUGAUCAAUUAAAUGCAUUGGCAGGCUUUGAAAAUGGUUUGCCUUGA
Messenger RNA from Didymodactylos carnosus, 2913 nucleotides. NCBI's taxonomy places the organism in Eukaryota, Metazoa, Rotifera, Eurotatoria, Philodinida, Philodinidae. The record is from the annotation of a GenBank genome assembly.